Messenger RNA from Meloidogyne enterolobii, 848 nucleotides. NCBI's taxonomy places the organism in Eukaryota, Metazoa, Nematoda, Chromadorea, Rhabditida, Meloidogynidae. The record is from the annotation of a GenBank genome assembly.
GUUAUUAACUUUAAAUUUAUUAGAAAUUGUUAAGAAGGUGUUUAAUUUUUUUGGACUUUUCUUUUUAGAUUUUUUUCUCCUUGAUGGCAUUUUCCCCCAAUUAUUUGUAUAGUUUAGUUUUGUUGACUGCUUUUUCUCUAUGGGCUUUUCAUUUUUGGUUUAUUUUGCAUUUAUUUGAAAAUGUUCGCUUCUUUUCUCAUCUUUCCGAUUUUGAACGUGAAAUGACUUACAGAACUGAAAUGGGAUUUUACUUUUCUUUUUACAAAACUCUCGUUUCUAUGCCUUUUUCUGAUGGCCUUGUUCAAUUAAUGAAAGACAAUACAACUGAAUUUGGCAAUACAAUAAAUGCUCUACAUCGAUUUAAUCUUUAUCCAGAAUUAAUUCUUUCUUCACUUUUUUCUGUGUUUCGAAGAUUUUCAGAUUAUUUUGAAUGGAAAACUAUCGUUUGUUGGAGAGUAAAUAGAGGAGGUGGAAUGACGCCAAUUGAAAGUUGUGAAGGUUUAGGCAAUUAUCAUUAUUUUUAUAUUUAUGGAGCAUUUUUUGUUGCAAGUAGUGUUAUUUUUUCUUUAUUUAUUGGUGGAUUUUCUUUAAGUCAAAGCUUUUUUGGUGGAAUUUUGGCUUCAAUUUCUUUUAUGUUUAAUCAUGGAGAAGCAACAAGAGCACAAUGGACACCUCCUUUACGAGAAUCUUUUGGUUACCCAAUAUUUUUACUUCAAACAAUUUUGACUGGUUAUAUUUUGAGAAAAGGAAAAAUUAAUUUAAUUUUUGGGGGUUUACAUGUUUUUCUGACAGUUGCUUUCUGUUGUUUUUGGCAGGUUUUUUCUAUUGUUAUUUUUUAUUCAUUUUAA